Messenger RNA from Cannabis sativa, 762 nucleotides. RefSeq names its product MLP-like protein 31. The transcript is spliced from 2 exons. Bases 86 to 553 code for a protein of 155 amino acids. Gene Ontology annotation, biological process: defense response. The record is from RefSeq and is a predicted model, not a curated record. Lineage: Eukaryota; Viridiplantae; Streptophyta; Magnoliopsida; Rosales; Cannabaceae.
GAACUCAUACUCUCAUCUCAACAUAUACAGAUUUUCUUCAUAUAUAUUACCAAAUAUAUUAUAAUAUAAAUCUUGAACAGAAAAGAUGUCGGCUGAUCUAUGCGGCAAACUAGAGAUUGAUGUAGAGUCCAAGACGUCUCCUCCAAAGUUUUAUGAAUUGUUGAAACAUAGACCUCACCACUUUCCGGGUGCUUCUAAGGAUUUAAUUCAGAGUUGUGAUCUACAUGAAGGCGAAUGGGGGAAAGAGGGUUCUGUCUUACACUGGAAUUACUUUCAUGAGGGGAAACCUAAGGUGGCAAAAGAAGUAGUGGAAGACAUAGACGACGACAAAAAAGCAAUUACUUACAGAGUAAUUGAAGGUGAUCUUAUGGAACAUUACAAGAGCUUCAAAUUCGUGAUUCAAGUAAUUCCAAAAACAGAUGGUGAAGGUAGCAUUGUUCAUUGGACAAUUCACUACGAGAAACUCCAUCACGAAAUCAUAGACCCGCAUACCAUGAUUGAGUUUGUCCAUGAACUCACAAAGUAUCUUGACACUCAUCUCCACGAGGCAUAAUAAUAUAUAUAUUGCCAAAUUAAAGUACUCUCGCUCAUGUAUUAUAUAUUAUUAUAUAUAAUAUAUCAAUCGAUAUAAGUAAUAUAUAUUAUUAUUAUAUCGACUAAUAAAUAAAAUGUUUACGAGAGUACUAUAAAUUACAGUAAGUGUGGUUUUCUUUGUUUGUGAGAUUAUUAUCAUAAUGGAAUCAAGUUUCGUUGGUUUGAGUA